Messenger RNA from Mollisia scopiformis, 2007 nucleotides. RefSeq names its product glycoside hydrolase. The record is from RefSeq and is a predicted model, not a curated record. Lineage: Eukaryota; Fungi; Ascomycota; Leotiomycetes; Helotiales; Mollisiaceae. Gene Ontology annotation, cellular component: fungal-type cell wall; extracellular region; cell surface. The transcript is spliced from 2 exons. Bases 1 to 2007 code for a protein of 668 amino acids. Gene Ontology annotation, molecular function: 1,3-beta-glucanosyltransferase activity; glucan endo-1,3-beta-D-glucosidase activity. Gene Ontology annotation, biological process: cell wall organization; carbohydrate metabolic process.
AUGCAGCAUCGUUAUUCCUUUGAAGACGACGACCAGCCUUAUGACGGAAGGAGGACUCCUGAACAGCUCAAUUCACCAUCACACACACCUUACAAUCCUACCGCACACCCCGACAGCUCUUUCAAUCGUUUAAGAGCUGCACGAAGAUACAGUCGAGAUCGAGAACCUCUGCAAGGUUAUGGAGAGACGAUAACGGCACCACCUCCACCUCCACAUCGCGACCUAGGCUAUACCAAUUCAGCAUACUCCAAUAUCACUCCAGGAGCAGAUAAUUUUGGAGAACAAGCAGCUGGAGGAAUGGCAGGUAUCGCGAUGACGGUCGCAGAUGCGAAUGCGAGGGAGAGUGGUUUGGAAGCCAUGAGAAAUACACCAGGCUAUGAUUCACGAGUGGAGGAAAACAUACCUUUGGAAGAUUCGUUCACUCGACCAACGGCAAGACAUUCGGAGAUGUCAUCAACUUCGUUGACACCUCUAGGUGCAGCAGCUUUCCCUCCAGGUAUGGCGACUCCACAAUCACGAUCCACUGUUUCGCGGUCCCCCCACAGUUUCGAACAUCAACCUUAUGUCGACAACCCUCCCUACAAUGAGUUUCGAUAUUCGAGAAAUGUGGAUCCGAGUUUGACGCAAUUCGAUCCAAAUACUAUUGCAGAUGAUGGUGAUGAUGGAUUGGAAUACAGACAACAGAGUCGUGGAUCGAUGCUGAGCUUAGGUCGUCAUUCUGAUCAUGCUGUCCCUGCUGCUGGAGCUGCUGCUACAGGAGGUGUUUUAGGAGCAUUAGGGGGUUUGGUUGGACGGGCUGGGAGUGGAAAUGCAGCUCCAACAGCAUACGAUCCUGUCAUGAGAGAAGGGGAAGAGAAGAGUGCGUGGUUGAACAAGCAAUCGACAGGGAGUAAGAAGCUGAGGUGGCUCGUUAUUUGCGUCGUUGGAUUUUUGAUCUUGGCAGCUAUUGUAGGUGGUACCGUUGGUGGAAUCCUGGCGUCGAGACAUUCCGGAUCCUCGUCUUCUUCACCUGCUGGACAAUCAGCUGGACAAGAUACAGCGGCCAAUGGCGACCUCAACAAGAAUUCACCAGAGAUUGUAGCUUUGAUGAACAAUCCAGAUCUUCACAAGGUCUUUCCUGGUAUCGAUUAUACUCCGAUGUAUACGCAAUACCCCGAUUGUCUUUCCUAUCCACCAUCUCAGAACAAUGUUACAAGAGAUCUUGCUGUUCUCUCUCAACUCACCAAUACCGUUCGACUUUACGGCACCGAUUGCAAUCAAACCGAGAUGCUUCUUCACUCGAUUGAUCAGCUAGGCUUGAAUGGCACGGUGAAGGUGUGGAUGGGUGUUUGGCUCGAUACGAAUACUACAACAAAUACUCGACAAAUAGCUCAGAUGUAUGAUAUCUUCAAGAAAUACGGCUCAGCAUCGUUUGUGGGUGUCAUUGUGGGAAAUGAGGUUCUCUUUCGACAAGAUAUGACUGUUACACAGCUCGGCGAUGUCAUCACAGGUGUCAAGAGCAAUCUGACGUCUAUGGGCAUCAGUCUUCCCGUUGCCAGUUCGGAUCUUGGAGAUAAUUGGACUGCUAAGUUUGCUGACCAAGUCGAUUACUUGAUGGCAAAUAUUCAUCCUUUCUUUGCUGGAGUUACAGCCGAAGAAGCAGCAGGAUGGACGUGGGAUUUCUGGACUGGACAUGAUACAAUAUUGAAGACUGAUAUCACGAAGAAUGUCAUCUCAGAAACAGGCUGGCCAUCGAUUGGAGGAAUGGAUUGUGGUGCAGCAACGACAUGUACCAAUGGGUCUAUAGCAGGUAUCACAGAGAUGAAUACGUUCAUGGGUGAUUGGGUCUGUGAUGCUCUGACCAAUGGAACGAAUUAUUUCUGGUUCGAAGCGUUUGAUGAACCAUGGAAGAUCGUUUAUGAUACUCCUGGAGAGGAAUGGGAGGAUCAUUGGGGAUUGAUGGAUGUCAAUCGAAAGUUGAAAGAUGGAGUGGUGAUUCCUAGUUGUGGAGGAAAGACGGUUUCGUAA